AUGUCUGAUACAUUAGAACUCCUUAAUGCUAAAGAAGAGGAACUUUCCCAAUUAAAGAGUGAUUUCGCCGAGUAUCAAGAGAUGAGCAAGACGCUUGAAGAAGAAAUAGAACGAGAAUUAGAAGUCCAGAUUAAAUUGAAUUCAGAACUCAAUAAGGAAAAUAAAGCACUGAAGGAUGAACUUGAUAAACUCAAGGUAAUUUCUAAAUAGACCGAUCAUUAUGAAAAAUUUAAAAGCAUUGAAAAAAAUAUAUUUUUUUUUUAUAUAUAAUAAACUUUUUUUUUUAAAAAAAUAAAAAAAUAGCUUUUUCUUUAUAAUAAGGAUUAGCAAUAAGGUAAAAGACGAAUUAUUCGUGCUACAGGAAAGAAUUAAAAUUUUAAUGAAAAACAACAAAGAUUUAGAAACCGAGCUGGACGCUUAUAAAAGCAAAUUACGAGAAAAAGACUUCGAAAUUGAUGAGCUGACGAAUAGUUACCAUCAGACUUUAGAAGAUUUAGCGAUAACCUGUUCAGAGUUUGAAAAUCUCAAAGAUUACAGCAAAGAGAACACACAAAGACUUAAAGAACAGCUAAAUGAGCUGAGCCAGGAGUUAGACAACGUGUGGAGGAAAACUGAAAGUAUUAGGAACCAUAGCUCGAAUAACGAAAAUAAAACUCCUCAACCCAGUUUGAAAUCUUCAAUGGUAGGGAGAAGCGCUCUUGGGAUGGUAGACUUGCUGCUGAGUGAUUUAAAUAGCAAGUUUAAUGCAAAGCAGUAA
Messenger RNA from Blepharisma stoltei, 757 nucleotides. Lineage: Eukaryota; Ciliophora; Heterotrichea; Heterotrichida; Blepharismidae. The record is from the annotation of a GenBank genome assembly.